Molecule: messenger RNA, 1521 nt
Organism: Drosophila biarmipes
Lineage: Eukaryota; Metazoa; Arthropoda; Insecta; Diptera; Drosophilidae
Exons: 4
Coding region: 144-1289 (381 amino acids)
Source: RefSeq, a predicted model, not a curated record
CGGACCAGGGAUGCAACGCCCCGCAGAACAUCUGUGACGGAGUAAAGUAAAAAACUGUGUUUUCGGGAGCUAAUAUUCUGUCAUCCCCGCGACUUGGACCCGGACUCCACGCUCGGCCACCUGCUCCUCCGCUCCAGGGGACCAUGGACCACCACACGUACGCCAAGAGCGGAUCCAAAAAGUGGACCGCGGAGGAGAAACGCGAGCUGGUGGCGCAACGGAUUGCCGCGGACGAGCUGUUCUCGCGGUAUUCGCCGAAGCACGCGGAGCCAUGGAAGAAAUUCAAGGACAUGGCCAGGAUCGGCGACUUCAGCGAGAUUGCGCUGCGCAAGCAAUGGUUCUCCAUGGUGCAGCGCUACCGCAUCCACAAGGCCAACACGCUGGGCGCCCCGCUGACCAAGCAGAGCGUAGAGGAGCUGAACAAGGAGUGGGAGUUCUUCGGCCCCAUCCACGCCUACAUGAACCAGAAGACCGCCGACCUGCACUCGUACGCGCUCAAGGAGCCGAAUGUGGAUCCGCCCAACAACAAUCUGGCCAUCGCCAGUGUCUACUCCUGCGACGAGUCCCAGCUCUCGCCGCUCAUGCUGGGCGUCCUCAACGACCACAACUUUGGCGAACGCUCGCCGCCCAACGAGGCCGGCGGCGACACCGAUGACAUGGACGAGUCCGCGUCGCCCUGCCAUAGGAGUAACAGCAACAAAGACAGCCACAUCCCCAGCAACAACGACGAACUGGACAGGCUACUGGCCGAGGCCACCAUGCGCAAGGAUGCGGGAGGCGGCGACGGCGAGGAUGAGUCCAUGCUCCAGCUGGGCAGCACCACCUGCCACGAGGUGGAGUGCGGGCCAGUGAUGAUCGGGGGCGAGGUGUCACUAUCCAACAGUCGGUACAACGACUUCGAGGAGGCAGCGAUGCCCGCGACAUCGGUGGUGAAGACCGAACAGCUGGAGCAGCACCAGAGCGAGGCGACCAAGGUGGGCAGGAAACGCCGCCGCAAGGUGCUCAGCGAGAAGGACAAGUAUUACAGGCACCGCCGUCACUACGAGCAGCGGAUGGAGAAGCGUCUGAUGGGUCUGUGCACCGUGGUGGGUCAGCUGCUGAAGCAGUUCGCCCCCCACAUGGAUGUCCAGCCCCUGUUGGCUCUGGGCAGCGACAUCGUCGUCAAUUCGCCGGCACCCAGUAGCAGUGGGGACAGCGAGAACGAGAACGAAGUCGAGGCGGAGGAGCAGGAGGUGGAGGAGCAGGAACUGGGGAUCGCUGCGGAUGGAUUCGGAUCACCCGGAGUUUAGCGGGCAUUCACUUAACCACCACAUGUCCUCAACUAUUAGUUCCUAGUGGAACCGUGUGUGCGUUCAACGAAUCCCAUCUGAAAUGUAUUGCGGACUUGAGAAAGGCGCGCAGACCUUACUAGCGCUGGAUGGAUAGACACGCUAACUGAUUGCGAAAACUGAAUACAUUAAUAACUGAAGGAAUGUAAGCUCUAGAUAAGCAAAAACCAAAUACAAUACGUAUGGAAGUACA